UACUUAAUUCAGUUCGUAGUUAACCAUCGAGUUGAAAGCGUGUUUUUUUUAAAUUUCAUUUAAUUUACCAUGGUGUUGGAAUUUACUAUCAAUGGAAAACUAUACCAGAUUAAUCCGAAAUGCAUCUCCGUUGAAACUUCACUGAACGCCUUCAUUCGUGACUGCGCACAACUUAAAGGAACAAAGUUUAUGUGCUUGGAAGGCGGUUGCGGCUCGUGUGUCGUAAAUGUAACGAAGAAACACACAGUGACCAACGAAACAGUAACAAAUGCCAUUAACUCGUGUCUCCUGCCGAUUUAUGCUUGCCACGGAUGUGAUAUUCUCACAGUUGAAGGAAUUGGGAACAUGAAGGAUGGUUACCAUCCUAUCCAAAAACGACUUGCUGAAUUCAAUGGUUCACAAUGUGGAUUCUGUUCCAGUGGUAUGGUGAUGAGCAUGUUUAGUUUGUUAGAAGCAAAUGGAGGAUCGGUAACCAUGCAGGACGUGGAGAGUGCACUCGAUGGAAACAUUUGCAGAUGUACUGGCUACCGACCGAUAUUGGAUGCGUUCAAGAGUUUUGCUGUGGACACCAGUGAUAGCACCACGAAACUAUGUCGAGAUAUGGAAGAUCUUGGAUCGGAAUCAAGCUGUUUGCAAGGGUCUUGUAAAGGAAUUUGUAUCAAUUCAGUAGUUGGGAAAGAACAAAAAAUGCAGCAAGUGCUAGAUAGAGAUGGGAAAGAAUGGUACAAAGUUUACACGAUUCAUGAAAUUCAAAACAUUUUUCAAAAAAUAGGCAGUAAGGCAUACAUGCUAAUCGCUGGAAAUACUGCUCACGGAGUAUACAGGAGAAGGAAUGACUUACAAGUCUUCAUUGAUAUUAAUUCUGUUGAAGAGUUACAUCAAUAUGAGAUAAAAGAGAACCUUGUCGUUGGAGCUAACAAUAGCUUAAAAGAUUUUAUUAGAAUUAUGCAUGAAGCAGUACAGAAAAAUGUAAACUUUCAAUACUUGAGAAAACUGAUCGAUCACGUGCAGAUAAUCGCAAACCAUUCAGUUAGAAAUUCAGGAACUUUAGCAGGAAACCUUAUGAUCAAACAUGAACAUUUAGAAUUUCCCUCGGAUUUAUUUCUGCUUCUGGAAACAGUUGGUGCAAAUUUGAUUAUAUUGAAUGAUAGUUCAACAACAACUGUGACACCUCAUCAAUUUCUACGUUUGGAUAUGACCAAGAAAAUAUUGUCCAGCAUAGUAAUUCCGCAGCACGAUCCUGCGUACAAUACUUUCAGAUCGUUCAAAAUCAUGCCUGUUUCCCAGAAUUCUAAAGCAUAUGUAAAUGCAGGCUUUUUGUUCAAAUUUUCAAAAUCAACUUUAAUUCCAGAAACUGUUACUAUUUGUUUCGGUGGAAUACAGCCUUCAUUCGUUCGUGCUUCGAAAACAGAAGCCUUCCUAAUUGGAAAACAGUUAUUGUCGAAUGAAACGCUGCAAGGCGCAAUACAAGUUCUUUCUACGGAACUUGACCCGGAUUAUGUCCUUCCAGACGCAUCACCAGAGUAUCGAAAAAAUCUUGCCCUGUCACUGCUGUACAAAUGUAUUUUGGAUAUUGCAAACAAAUAUCGUGUAAAAAUUGAUCAAAGAGUCAAAAGUGGUGCAACACCUUUAGAAAGAUCUCUUUCCUCAGGAAAGCAAACUUACGACACCUAUCCAAACAAAUGGCCUCUCACACAAAAUGUUCCCAAGCUGGAAGGCUUGAUACAGUGCUCAGGGGAAGCCGAGUACCGUUUUGUCUCAAAUUCCGAACAGACUCAUUGUUCGGAAUAUGAGUCAAAACGGUAUAUAAAUGACAUUCCAAAGAUGCCGAACGAGUUGGUUGCUGUAUUUGUGCUUGCGACUGAAAUCAACAGCCGAAUCAUAAAAAUUGAUGCUUCGAAAGCAUUGCAACUGGAUGGAGUCAAAGCUUUCUUCUCCGUUAAGGAUAUCCCGGGUAUUAAUAAUUUCAUGACUCUGGAACUAGGAGCUCCGCAAGUGGAGGAAGUUUUCUGUAGUGGUGAAGUGGUCUACCACAGCCAACCCAUCGGCAUUGUUGUAGCCGAAACAUCUGAAUUAGCUUCGCGAGCUUCCAGUCUAGUUGAAACAUUCUACGAAAAACUGCCUCCGAAAUCUGUUUAUCCAACGGUUUUAGAUGUUAUAGAAUCUGAAGCAUAUAAUCGUGUGUCGAACCUAGGGUUUGAUCGACACGGAGCACAAUUCAGGACAGCUAUAGAAGGACCCAUUAAAAUCAAAGGACGUCUUAAUUUACAAGGCCAAUACCACUAUACAAUGGAAACACAAACCUGUUUUUGUGUUCCGAUCGAAGACGGUAUGGAUGUGUAUUCAUCAACCCAAUACCCUGAUUUGGUCCUUUGUGCCAUUUCCCAAGUAUUGAACGUUCAACAAAACAGCAUAAAUUUGAGCGUCCGUCGAUUAGGAGGCGCUUAUGGAGCAAAGUCUACACGUCCUGCAUUGAUCGCGAGUGCUUGUGCAGUAGCUGCUAAGCUCACACAACGCCCUGUUAGAAUGGUUUUGUCAAUGGAAACAAAUAUGUCUGCCAUAGGUAAGCGGAUUGGAUGCCAUAGCUUAUAUGAAGUGGAUGUAGACAGUAGUGGAAUAAUCAAUAGAUUAGAUAAUACAUAUACUCAUGAUGGUGGAUCUAUUGUCAACGAAAACUUAGCGUAUCUAACAUCCGAUAUGUUCAAAAAUUGUUAUCGUACAGAUAAGUGGAAUCUCAUUGGUAAUGUUGCUCAAACCAAUGUUGCUCCUAACACGUGGUGUCGAUGUCCAGGAACAUCCGAAGGAAUCGCCAUGAUAGAAAAUAUUAUGGAACACAUUGCACACGUUGUUGGAAAAGACCCUAUGGAAGUUAGAAUGCUUAACAUGUCAAAAGAAAAUCCGAUGUAUCAACUAUUGCCGAAGUUCAGAAAAGAUGUAGGGUUUGACUCACGUAAAAAAUCAAUCGAUAAAUUCAAUGAUAAAAAUCGUUGGCGAAAACGAGGGAUUGCCAUCAUUCCAAUGGAAUAUCCUAUGGAGUACUCGGGCACAAGAAAUGCCCUUGUUUCUAUUUACCACAUAGAUGGAUCGGUUGCAAUCACCCAUGGAUCUGUUGAAAUGGGUCAGGGAGUGAACACAAAGGUUGCCCAAGUCGCUGCAAGUAUUCUUGGAAUCGCAUUAAACAAAAUCUCAGUCAAACCAACAACCACCUUAACAUCCCCAAAUAACAAUCCAUCUGUCCAUAGUAUAUCCAGUGAAACAGCGGCCUUUGCUGUGAAACGUUGCUGCGAGAUACUUUUGGAGCGCCUUCGACCAAUUUUGGCAGCAAAUCGUUCGGCCACAUGGGAGCAAAUUAUAAAUAGAGCAUUUGUUACCAACGUUGAUCUUACUGCUCAAUAUCACUAUCAGUCAGCUGAUCUCCAAGGGUACAUUAUAUGGGGUUGUGCAUGUGCUGAGAUAGAAGUAGACAUUCUUACCGGAAACGUACAAAUUCCUCGAGUUGAUCUUCUUGAAGAUGUAGGAGAGAGCAUGAGCCCGGGGAUCGACAUUGGACAGCUAGAAGGAUCAUUCAUCAUGGGACUGGGGUAUUACCUGACGGAAGCAUUGGUGUAUGACAAUUCCAAUGCAAUGCUAGUGAAUAAUCGUUCCUGGAAUUAUAAGGUCCCAGGCGUGAAAGACAUUCCCAUUGAUUUCCGAGUACACUUUCUGAGAAAUAGCUCUAACCCACAUGGAGUAUUACGGUCUAAGGCCGUUGGAGAGCCGUCAUUCAGCAUGACACCUGUGUUGACCUAUGCGUUGAGAUAUGCGCUAAGAUCUGCUCGACGAGAUGCAGGGUUGCCGGACGAUUGGAUUCCGAUAGGAUCUGGUACAACACCGGAAAAGAUAUUCUCUCUAGCCUCUUGUUCAUCUGAUCAAUACAAGCUCUACUGAAGAUAAUUAGAAUAAUUUAUUUCAUUAUUUACACCAAGGAUUUGUAUUGUACUGCAGGAGGACCACGGUAUCUCAAUUUAUGUACACUGCCAUUACAAGUAUGUUUC
Aedes aegypti (yellow fever mosquito) is the source of this 4034-nucleotide messenger RNA. Its product is annotated as xanthine dehydrogenase 1. The coding region runs from base 70 to 3927 and encodes 1285 amino acids. The record is from RefSeq and is a predicted model, not a curated record. Lineage: Eukaryota; Metazoa; Arthropoda; Insecta; Diptera; Culicidae. The transcript is spliced from 9 exons. Gene Ontology annotation, molecular function: iron ion binding; 2 iron, 2 sulfur cluster binding; FAD binding.